GCUUUGUCCAACAACCCUCCCAGUUGAAACACUCCUCUCAAUAUGGAUGCGUCACAUUUUCCGUCCGCCAGCACACCUCAUGUGGCGGACCAGUUUGAACAGGAUCCUCAUGUGACGGAGGAUACGGCCCCCGCAGCGCCUUAUAAGGACGGUUACAGCAGCGAUUCGCGCGCCCACUAUUCCUCCCAUUCCGCCGUCGAAUACCACUCCCCCACUCGCGAGUAUCAGUCUCAUGAUGAUGCCCGGCCGACACCUUCUCCUUUGACCCAACCUCAAAUGCCUUCAUCGUCUCGGCCAAGUUCCGGGUUGUCCAGCGCACCCGGCAUCUCCCAGACUAGCCAGGAUGUCAGCCAGAAGCAACCAUCGCAGCAGCAAACGAAGAACAGCGUGGUGAUCAAGGUCGGAAUGGUCGGGGACGCUCAAAUCGGAAAGACUAGUCUGAUGGUCAAAUAUGUGGAGGGCAGCUGGGACGAAGACUACAUUCAAACGUUGGGUGUAAACUUUAUGGAGAAAACAAUUUCUAUCCGGAAUACGGAGAUCACUUUUUCCAUCUGGGAUCUGGGUGGACAGCGUGAAUUCGUCAACAUGCUUCCUCUUGUUUGCAACGAUGCCGUCGCGAUCCUCUUCAUGUUCGAUCUCACUCGCAAGAGCACGUUGAACUCCAUCAAGGAGUGGUACCGCCAGGGCCGUGGUUUCAACAAGACCGCGAUUCCUUUCCUCGUUGGCACAAAAUACGAUCACUUUGUCAACUUUCCCCGGGAAGACCAGGAAGAGAUCUCGAUCCAGGCCAAGAGGUUUGCCAAGGCCAUGAAGGCCAGCUUGAUUUUCAGCAGCACCAGCCACAGUAUAAACGUACAAAAGAUCUUCAAGAUCGUCCUGGCGAAGGCUUUCGACCUGAAGUGCACUAUUCCCGAGAUCGAGAACGUCGGCGAACCGCUGUUGCUCUACAAAAACGUAUAGAAUCACGAUGAAGUGCAAGUAACGACUAUGUACAUUGGGACGAAGUGAUGUUGACGACUUCUUCUCCCUUGGUGUGGGAUGAAGUGGCUGCCGUGGGAGGAUUUCUACUCUGCGUUUCUGCCGAUACGCAUUCUGCUUUCCUUGACUUGAUUUUCUUUUCUCCAGCAUUGGGACGCGUCCAGGAUUCUAUUCAUGUUCAUCAUUUUUCUUUCUUUUCUUCUCUUUCUUUUUUCCCUUCCUUUCUUUCUUUUCCUUGUGUUAAAUUCCCCACCGUGUUUUUAAUCUCUCUUUCCUCCACAUUUUUUUUUUCUAUUUCACUCAUUAUAAAUCUGCAUCUAAGACUCUUGAUGAGUUCGAGAUCAGAGCCAUGGCGCUAUCACUCGGAGCUCAACUGCUCACGAAAGGAACAUUGGAACCCAACCUUGAAGCAAUAAGGCCUACACUGGAAAUAUGCGUGAUAUAACAUGACUACAUGAAAUUCACUCAAUGUAUGCAACGUCCGACGUCAUCGGAACCCAGCCUCAGCCAGCCCUAAUUACAUACAUCACAUUCCCAACCCCCCUUUAGUACUCAUAAAUUCUCCGAAACUCAUUCAUCCCAUUCCCCA
Messenger RNA from Aspergillus pseudonomiae, 1567 nucleotides. Its product is annotated as Spg1/Tem1 GTP-binding protein. Gene Ontology annotation, molecular function: GTP binding; GTPase activity. NCBI's taxonomy places the organism in Eukaryota, Fungi, Ascomycota, Eurotiomycetes, Eurotiales, Aspergillaceae. The transcript is spliced from 4 exons. The record is from RefSeq and is a predicted model, not a curated record. Gene Ontology annotation, cellular component: spindle pole body. Gene Ontology annotation, biological process: regulation of exit from mitosis. The coding region runs from base 43 to 960 and encodes 305 amino acids.